GGCGUGCUCGCGCCUCCCCGCUCGCCCCGGGCCGUUGGUAAGGUAACGGGAGGCGGAGUUGCGACCGGGCCGGGACCCCAAAGGGGCGCGGAGAGGACUCCAGCCACGGCGUUCGGCUCCUCUUUAAGGGUUAUGCAUCAAGAUGACCAGCUCCUGAGGCAUCCACUCAAGACCAUCCAUAGGUUUGCAUGAUCCACAGAGUCAAAGGCUUUGCUGAAGCCAAGGAAGUAUAGACCCAUCUUUUUGGGUGCACCUCAGCAGUAGUGUUGAAAACACUUCACACGCCUUCUCUUACAAGAGCCUUGGAAGUGCAUCAACUCUCAGAGCCAUGUCUGACCAGCAUGAGGAGGAGGCAGGGAAGGACGCGGCCUUCGCCUCCGAGCACCUGGCGGCCGAGUCCAUGGCCGCAGACAUGGACCCCUGGGUGGUCUUCGACGCGCGGAAGACGCCGCGGGCCGAGUUCGAGCAGUGGCUGCAGACUUACCAGCCUUCCCGCGUGUUCCGGUUUGGCGAUCCGGAGGGCCACACGGAGCCGGUGGGGUGGAUCGCGGUCUACGGGCCCAGCUUCUGCCCCGAGGGCGGAGACGUGGUGGGCCUGCAGGAAGACUGGGAAUGGCUGCAGCUCAGCGGGCGCCACAUCACCUUCGACACCAUCAAGGAGCUGGCCCUGAACCGGCGGGUGCUGACGGGCAAGUGGCUGAUGCACCUGGACAGCGGCUUCAAGGUGGACCACGCCUGGUGCGGCAUCGCCCGCGCCGUGCUCGACGGCCGCAUCGGCGUGGCCAAGGUCAGCCCCUGCUGCCCCGACUCGGAGCGCAAGCAGGUCAUCUGCGUCUACACGGACGACUUCACCGACGAGGAGCAGGUCCUGCUGGCCGACGCCGUCAUCCGGGCCACGGGCAUCAAGUGCCUCCUGUCCUACAAGCCCGACGUUUACACCUACCUCGGCAUCUACCGCGACAACCGCUGGCACCUCUGCCCCACCAUCUACGAGAGCAAGUUCGACCUGGAAUGCAUCCCCCGCCGCUCCCGCAUCAUCAACAAAGUGAGCAACACGGAAGUCACUUAACGCGCGUGCGUGGCGCUCUCGGCAGAACGGUGCUAGUGCUCGGAGCUACCAAGUCCCAGCAUGCAAUGCUCACUCGCCUCCCUUCUCCCCCUAGAAACCACGUGACUUUCUCAGUGACUGCUGCCAACUGCUGGCCGCCAGGAAAGGCGCUUCUGGGGUCGGGGCUUUCGUAUUCUGCUGUGGGGGUGGGAGCCAGGGCACAGCGUCUGUCGGCUGGUGGGGCAAAGGGUCCUCCUUCAUGCCGCCACACGGACGAACUGUGGCAUCUCUCUCUGAACUGCGAACCGGCAUGUGCCCCCUUGUGAAAUUCUUGAAAACCUCUUCUCUGCACUUCUUCCUCUGUGGCCUGUGUGUGUGUGUGUCCCACUGUAACUUGGGGAUUAUGCCCUAAACAAGCUGCCUUUGAUAGACGAAGAGCGUACGAGGUUUUGAGCAGCACAGACCUGUUCGUCUGGCAGAGUCACUGCUUAAUUGGAAGCGUUCCGUGAAAUGCGGAAGCCUGGAUGCUCUUGCAGCAACCGCAGCCAGUUAAACCUGGGAGCAUUUUGCAUAUCUCCUUUUGUCCUUUGGGGUGGGUGGCUAUUGCAGUGGAUCCCUGACAGUGUGUGGUCAUCUGACAGCUCCCGUGGAUUGGGUCCCGAUCACCACUGCAGCCUCGCUGGUUUAUGUUCUCCCACACCUUUGCUCAGAGGGACAAUCUCUGAAUUUUUCUCUUUUAAGGUGGUGGGAAAAUAUGACUCCGAUGCAUUCACUUGUAAAUAGCUUGAAAAUAAAAGUAAUUUUCUUCUUCA
Messenger RNA from Varanus komodoensis (Komodo dragon), 1860 nucleotides. RefSeq names its product chromosome unknown C11orf68 homolog (gene CUNH11orf68). The transcript is spliced from 4 exons. Lineage: Eukaryota; Metazoa; Chordata; Lepidosauria; Squamata; Varanidae. Bases 329 to 1069 code for a protein of 246 amino acids. The record is from RefSeq and is a predicted model, not a curated record.